Molecule: messenger RNA, 2550 nt
Organism: Spodoptera littoralis (African cotton leafworm)
Lineage: Eukaryota; Metazoa; Arthropoda; Insecta; Lepidoptera; Noctuidae
Source: the annotation of a GenBank genome assembly
CUUAUUUAUUCAAACGUUCACCACUUAUUUUGAUUUGAAGUAAUGCUAAGCUAAACAAACUAAGCGAGUGAAUUAUUUAACUGUUAUGUAACAAAAAAAAGUAUUUGUUUACGUAAGGGUGAAAGAUUAAAUUUCAAGAUGUCUUUUAAACAAGAGGAAAAAAUUGCUAUUGCUGUCAUUGAUACAUCCGAAGAAAGGGAAAUUAGCAAUAACUCAAUAGAAGUAAUAAGAAAAUGCUCUCAACACGAUGCGAUAAACACUUCAUGGGAUCAUAAUAUUAUUUCAUCUCAUGAAAACAAAGACAAAACGUUUAAUAAGACACCUCCGUUUGUGAGCAUCAUGGGCACUGACGACCUCAAUUCUAGUUCGGGGAAUUCGACCAGCAGUUCCACUCAAACGGAACCUUUUGUGACUCUGCCAGUUAACUGCAGCUUUGUUGACGUGAGCCUUUCCUUUAGCAAGGACUUCAACAUACAGGAAUCAACAUCCAAUGAGACUUCAGAACAGUCCGUAAGAUCCAAACGUUACAGACGCGACUCCAGUGAUGGAGAAAAUAAAGAAAUGCAGCCUUGGAAAAAGAAAUGUUCAGGUUCUUGUUCGUCAAGCAUGUCUGAUCUGACUGAUCCUCAAAUAGAGCAGGGGCCACCGUCUUGCUUGUCUAGUAAUUCUGACACAUCAUUUAAAUCGAUUAACAGCAACCAUUCAUUUAAAGUUCGAAAAAGACGUUUGAAAUCUGAGUCAAAUUUGUUCAAAGACGCCCUUCACAGAUCACACAGGGGUAAUAAUUUUAUAAAACAUAAUUCAUCUGAAAAUCCCACACCAGUUAUGGGGGCUCUUACACAGAAUAGCAUAAAGGUGGAAUUAGAGAUAGAAUGUGCUUUGGACACUGGGCAGUUGAGUGAUAUGGAGUGGUUCAUGUUAUCAGGUGGGACGCCGCGAAAGGAGAGGAACCACCGCCGCAACAGCAAGCCCAAAGCUUGGAGAAUCGUCGACCUUUGUGCAUGGAUCGGGAGAAAGGGCUAUCAAUCAAUCACUGGUCUGUACUCCGAUAUACUGCGCGAGCCGAUAGUUCACCAGGAAACUACUGAUAGUACCGAAGAGUUGCGGGAGUUAAGGAAGUUUUUAGAAGAGGUAGAUAAAAAGCAAGAGCGGUUGGCCCAAGAAAACGAGACGUUAAAAGAAGGAAUGAAAAUAAUGAUGAACAAAAUUGAACAACUCGAGGGUAAGCUCAGGAAACAUGAAAGUACACCGAAAAAGCACCUUCCCCCGCCACCGCCGCCGCCUCCACCACCACCGCCACCACCGCCGCCGCCUCCACCUGCCCCUGUCUCCAAAUUACCUGUCCGGUCUCAUACCAUACCCAGGUGCGGUUCUGCACCACCUAGAAUAGUUGGACAACGCCUCGCUAUUACACCUCAAGACAUCGCUAAUGUCAAACUGAGGAAGACAAAGGAUAAUCCAGUGCGGGCAAAACCUGGUCCGAAACAAGGUCAGCAGCCGUUAGUGACUCAACAAAUGCUACAGUCAACGCGCGCAAAAUUAGGACGUGCUCGUCCCGUUGCUGCCUCAACCCCUAAGCAACAACUGUCAGAAUUAGAAAAAUGUUUGCUGCAAGAAUCGACAGUAACGUCACUUUAUCGGCGACGGGUAGCUCGGAACACAUUUCGAAGUGCGGAAGAACUUAGGCCUAGGCCAUAUCCAGCUGCGCGGUGUUCAAGAUCUCCCCUUUCUCCCCGAUCUCCUCGAUCAAACUCCUUACCGCGAGUAAAACCUAUGUCGCCUCUAAAAUUUCCUAAUGGAGUACUAAAUUAAGUAAUUAUCAGGGAAGACAAUAUUCUCAAGAAUAGACUGAUGAUGAUAAAUGGUAUGAUUGAUAGUAAAUGGUUAACGAGAAAUAUUGAGUUUACGACAUGUGUCUCAAGUCGUGCGUCAUCUCAAGAUUUUAAUUUAUAGUUCAUCAUUAUUGAUUGUGAUUUGAUUGCAAAUAUUAUUAGUUCUUAUUGUAGAAAUCUACAAUUGACAAUAAAGUUUCCUGUAUUUUUUCACUUAGCAAGUCGUUGAGUCGUUGUAGAAUCGCAGGCGCAUUCCAUGUUUACGGUGACUUAAAACGGAAAUUUGUAAAAAAUACGAAAUGGUUUUAUAUUUUUUAUUGAACAUAAUGAGUAUUUAUUUGAAUCCCAUUUUCGGAUAGGAUAGGUAGACUAUCCGUAGGUAUCCACGGAAGAAAGUAAUUAAUAAAUAAUUACGAAUGAAAAAAUUGUGGGAUUGCAUUAUGGCCUAAUUAAUGUUUCUCUUUAUUACAAGUAUAUGUAAUUUAUCUAUUGUAUUUUAGACUAAAUGAUUACCUUUCUAACUAUUCUGAAAUUUGUACAUAAGAUGUAACGGCUCACAAACCAGACAACGGUGCAUCGUUUGCAUUUUCGCAGCCAUAGUAUAUUUCGGUGAAUAUUAUGUAAGUAGUUAGGUUGAUAUUAAAAUUAUUAUGUGAUAAUAUUUGUACAAUUUUUGUAUGACUCAGAAGUUGCAAUGCUUUUAUUGAAUUAAUUAAAU